Molecule: messenger RNA, 1312 nt
Organism: Arachis duranensis
Lineage: Eukaryota; Viridiplantae; Streptophyta; Magnoliopsida; Fabales; Fabaceae
Product: CBS domain-containing protein CBSX2, chloroplastic
Exons: 8
Coding region: 304-993 (229 amino acids)
Source: RefSeq, a predicted model, not a curated record
UCAAAUUUCAUAAUUCAUUCAUUAUUCAACCAUUCUACUUUGAAUUUUCUCAUUUUGUUUUUUCAAUUUACAUAUCUUCAUAUUUUUCAUAAUUUAUUCUACAAACUGAGAUAUAGAGAGAGAAUCAGAGAUUGGCAUUAUUGUCAGUACCAAAAAUAACUUUCCUUUCUCCAUUCCACGCUAUUUUUGGUCUCCGAUCUCCCUUCCACUUACAGCAGCGGAAGAAUCACCAGCAAAAUCAAAAUUAGAAAGAAAAGCAAAACAAUUUUACAUUAAUAAAGGAUUUAAAGAAAAAUCAUUGACAUGAGUUCGAUUCCUUUGAUCAACACACUCCCUGUUGUUGCUCCGCUUCGCUCCGUUUCCCCUCCUCAAUGCGGCGAGUUUCUUCCUUUAUCCGCCAUCCCAAAACGGCGACGUUCAUUGUCCUCAGCUGCGUUUCGCCCAGUUUCUUCGGGCCCUGGCCCAAGCCCAGGUCCAACUAUCAAUUCAGCUCCGCGCGGGAAUGGAAGUUACACAGUUGGUGAUUUCAUGACAACGAAAGAUCAUUUGCACGUUGUCAAGCCCUCCACUACCGUUGACGAAGCUUUGGAGGCACUCGUCAACAACAGGAUCAGUGGUCUUCCAGUUAUCGAUGACGACUGGAAUCUCGUUGGAGUUGUUUCAGAUUAUGACUUGCUAGCAAUUGAUUCUAUAUCAGGUGGUCCUCAAAGUGAUGCAAACUUAUUUCCUGAUGUUGGUAGCUCUUGGAAAACAUUUAAUGAGAUACAAAAACUGCUUAGUAAGACUAAUGGAAAAGUUGUUGGUGACCUAAUGACGCCAACUCCACUUGUUGUUCAAGAAUCUACUAGUCUGGAGGAUGCUGCUAGGCUGUUGCUUGAAACAAAAUAUCGUCGACUACCUGUGGUAGACAAGGAUGGGAAGCUGGUUGGACUCAUUACAAGGGGAAAUAUCGUUAAGGCAGCUCUGCUAUCGAAACAUGCCGGCGAGUGGUGAGAGAUCCACAUAGUUUGAGAAAACCUUAUUCAAAUAGUUUUGCUCACGGUUUGUGUAGUGAAAGUCAGCAUAGCCUCUACAUGAUUAGGUAUUUAGUCAUCAUCCGAUGGACGUUUAGAUUAUAUUACAGAUGCGAUAUGCAUGGCCAAAAUAGAGUAGCUGAAAACAACUUCUGAAGUGUUAAUAUUUAUAGACGAGGGUGAUCAAUCGAUCUCCUUGUUUGAGAUAUUUUAUGUGCCCUGGAUUGUUUAAACCAUGGAAACACUAUAUAUAGUCAAUUUCUAUUCAAGCUCUCGAAUAGAUCAUUUUGAGCACUGUA